Molecule: messenger RNA, 1869 nt
Organism: Anopheles gambiae (African malaria mosquito)
Lineage: Eukaryota; Metazoa; Arthropoda; Insecta; Diptera; Culicidae
Product: probable 4-coumarate--CoA ligase 3
Exons: 2
Coding region: 62-1687 (541 amino acids)
Biological process (GO): long-chain fatty acid metabolic process; fatty-acyl-CoA biosynthetic process
Molecular function (GO): long-chain fatty acid-CoA ligase activity
Source: RefSeq, a predicted model, not a curated record
GUCCAAAACUCCGCAGUAAUUGUUAGGCUUUUGAACGCACAGGAAGUAGUAACGCUCCAACAUGGCACUCUGUACGUACGAUGAAGCGAGCCGAACCUGGUACGGCGUGCAGCGUGUUUCGAUCUACAACCCAAAAGCGAACGUUGGUGAGGUCCUGAACCAUAUUCUGCUCCGAACGCCCGAUCGGAUCAUUCAGAUCGAUAUGGAUACGGGCAGCCGACUGAGCUGUGCCGAGUUCCGAAUGCGCAUGGUCCGCUUCGCCCAGCAUCUAACGGACGUUGGACUGCGCAAGGGUGACAUUGUGGCGAUGGCAAACGGGAACAGCGAGAAUGUGGCACCGUUGGCCUGUGCGCUCAUGACACUAGGAGCACCGUUUAAUCCGCUUGCGCCCGGGUUCAAUGUGGAGGACAUGGCGCACAUGCUGCGUCUAACGCAACCGAAGAUGGUAUUCUGCGAUGAUGACAAUGAGGAGGUGGUACGGCAAGCUGUCUGCAGUGUGUUUGAGGGUGAAAUCCCGAUCUACGUUUUUGAGAGCCAGCGGGAUGAUGUGAAACAUGCGGAAGAUCUACUAAUUCCGACAGACAAAGAGGAACAGUUCAUGCCCGCUCACUUGGGAGAUUCGCACGAGCUGCUGUCCAUGAUACUCUGCUCGUCCGGUACUACCGGUCCCCCGAAAGGUGUUUGUGUGACGCACGCACAGACGGUCUCUACGAUCGGUUGCUACCCAAUGGACGAACCGGUGACAGUGUUCAACUUCAGUCCACUGUACUGGGGCACCGGGGUGUACGUGCUGCUCAGCACGUUUGCCAGUGGCUCCACACGUCUCAUCACGCGCCGCCUCUUCUCGGAAGAAACGUUCUUCGAGGCGGUAGAAAAGUAUCGAGCCAACUUUGUGUUUAUGCAACCGUCAUACGCCAACCAGAUUCUGCGCCACAAACGCGCUUUGCAGGUGGACUAUUCCAGCUUGUGGGCGCUUGCGUUCGGUGGCAGCUACGUAUCGGAAAAUUUGCGCGAUCAAUUCGAUCGUCUGCUGCCAAAUGGGCGUACGUACAAUACGGUCGGCACGUCGGAGGUGGGAUGGGCGACAAACGACAUUGGCAAGCGCAAGCCGGGUUCGGUCGGUACGCCGGUGGUAAACGUUUCUGUCAAGAUUGUGGACGAUGACGGUAACGAUCUGGGUACUGGUGAAAAGGGGCACGUAAUGCUGAAAGGCGCGGAGCCGUUCAUUGGAUAUUACAAAAAUGAGGAGGCCACUCGAUCAACGAUCGACGGUAGAGGAUUCGCACACACGGGCGAUGUUGGGUAUUUCGAUGAGGAGGGCUACCUGUACCUGAUCGAUCGAGAGAAGGACAUCUUCAAGUACGGUGGGUUCCACGUGUCACCGAGCGAGCUGGAGGGAGUCGUCGGUCAGAUUGAGGGUGUUAUAGAGGUGUGUGUUGUCGCGGUGCCGGCAGACGAGGGGCGUAUGACCGAGCUGCCGACAGCCGCGGUAGUACGUGCGACCGGAAGUCCGCUCACGGCGGAGCAGGUGAUGAAAGUGGUGGACGGGAAGGUGUCCGACUAUAAGCGCCUGCGGGGUGGAGUUCAUUUUGUAGAGUGCUUACCGAAAACGCAGACCGGGAAAAAUGUGCGACGAAAGGUGUUGGAGAUGGUGUUGGAGCUGGUGAAGGAUAAAACGGUUGCUUGAGGUAGGAACAAAUUGAUUUUUUUACUAACGCACGACUGUCAACAGUAGCCGGUAUGGUAAAGAAUUCGUAGGAACUCUAGAGCAUAAACGAUUCGGAAAUUGCUCCCCCCUUAAUAUUGUGUUGGCACUAUAAUUAACCUCGGUUUAGGUUUUGAUCAUUCCGAUGGUAUAGGUCCAAGGUA